Messenger RNA from Megalops cyprinoides (Indo-Pacific tarpon), 2333 nucleotides. It is a transcript of the gene hal, whose product is annotated as histidine ammonia-lyase. The coding region runs from base 36 to 2000 and encodes 654 amino acids. Gene Ontology annotation, cellular component: cytoplasm. Lineage: Eukaryota; Metazoa; Chordata; Actinopteri; Elopiformes; Megalopidae. The transcript has 20 exons. Gene Ontology annotation, biological process: L-histidine catabolic process. The record is from RefSeq and is a predicted model, not a curated record. Gene Ontology annotation, molecular function: histidine ammonia-lyase activity.
GGGCAGUCCGGAGAAGUCAACGGUGAGGACGCACCAUGCCUCGUUUUACUGUCCACGUCAGGGACGAGUGGCUGACGGUGCCCUGUCGGGAUCCUUCCUGCACCAUACAGUGGCUGGGACUCGAGGCCCUCAAGCGCUACACCAAGAACAAGCCCGACAAUGGGGGGAUCAAAUCUGUCAAGGAGGUCCGCUUCGUCGCGCGGAGGUGUCAGGGGCAGGGGCUGCUGGACGCGGACGACACGAUAGAGGAUGUUCUGGAGGACAAUGAUUUUGUCGAACUUGCCAUCGAGGGGGACACCAUGUCCCCAGAUUUCAUCCCCUCCCAGCCUGGAGCCUCACAUCUUAUAACCUCAUAUCGAGAACCAGAGAGUUACCUCUUCCUGGAUGGCAGCAGUCUCACAACAACAGAUCUGGUAAAUUUAGGAAAAGGACUCUACAAAAUCAAGCUGACUCAGGAGGCGGAGAGCAAGGUGAUGCAGUCUCGGGAGCUCCUGGACACCAUCGUUAAAGAGAACAGAGUCGUGUACGGAAUCACCACAGGAUUUGGGAAAUUCGCCCGAACUGUUAUCCCCGUCAGCAAGCUCAAGGAACUGCAGGAGAACCUGGUGCGAUCUCACUCAGCAGGUGUGGGCAGCCCUCUGAGCCCCGAGCGGACCCGCAUGCUGCUGGCUCUGAGGAUCAAUGUUCUGGCCAAAGGCUACAGCGGUGUCUCUCUGGACACCCUCCACAAGAUGAUUGAGGCCUUCAAUGCAUCCUGCCUCUCCUAUGUCCCUGAGAAGGGGACAGUUGGUGCCAGUGGAGACCUUGCACCCCUGUCUCACCUGGCCCUGGGGCUGAUGGGGGAGGGAAAGAUGUGGUCGCCGAAGAGUGGCUGGGCUGAUGCCAAAUACGUACUGGAGGCUCAUGGGCUGAAGCCGAUAUCCCUGAAGCCCAAAGAGGGUCUGGCCCUGAUCAAUGGGACUCAGAUGAUCACGUCUCUGGGAGCGGAGGCUGUGGAGAGGGCCCAGGCCAUCGCCAGGCAAGCCGACAUCAUCGCAGCUCUGACCUUAGAAGUACUAAAGGGGACGACCAAGGCCUUUGACAGCGACAUCCACGAGCUUCGCCCCCACCCAGGCCAGACUGAGGUCGCCCUCCGUUUCCGCUCCCUGCUUGACUCUGACCACCACCCGUCCGAAAUUGCUGAGAGCCACAGGUUUUGUGACCGGGUCCAAGAUGCCUACACCAUGCGCUGCUGUCCUCAGGUGCAUGGUGUGGUCAAUGACACGAUAGCUUUCGUCAAGAACAUCAUCAACACAGAAAUCAACAGUGCCACCGACAACCCUAUGGUGUUUUCUGAGAGAGGAGAGACAGUUUCCGGAGGGAAUUUCCACGGGGAAUACCCAGCUAAAGCUCUGGACUUCCUGGCCAUUGGGGUGCAUGAGCUGGCCUCCAUCAGUGAGCGGAGGAUCGAGAGGCUGUGUAACCCCUCCCUCAGUGAACUGCCUGCCUUCCUGGUCAACGAGGGGGGUUUGAAUUCAGGGUUCAUGAUCGCCCACUGCACUGCUGCGGCCCUGGUGUCAGAGAAUAAGGUGCUGUGCCAUCCUUCCUCUGUGGACUCCCUGUCCACCAGCGCUGCCACUGAGGACCAUGUGUCGAUGGGUGGCUGGGCGGCCAGGAAGGCCCUGAGGGUAGUGGAGCACGUGGAGCAAGUUCUGUCCAUUGAGCUGCUAGCGGCCUGCCAAGGCAUUGAGUUCCUCCGCCCCCUGCGCACCACCACACCACUGGAGAAGGUCUAUGACCUUGUGCGCACCGUGGUCAAGCCCUGGAUUAAGGACCGCUUCAUGUCUCCAGACAUUGAAGCUGUCCACAGGCUGCUGCUUGACCAGAAGGUGUGGAAUGUCGCACAGCCCUACAUCGAGAAGUACCGCGUGGAGCACAUUCCAGAGUCCCGCCCCACCUCGCCAACAGCCUUCUCCCUGGAGUCUCCGACGUCACCACGGAAACGUGUGCGCCUUGAGUGAUGGAGCCAAUGCAAUUGGAUGGUUGGAUGCAUUUUAAUAAAAGUGCUUUGGUGCUGGUUUCAUUUUAAAAUUUUAUAUCUUCAGCAACAGAGUGGAGAAGAAGAAAAUGCAUAGCACUCAUGAUAUUACUACAAUGUCACAGCAGCAUUAUGGCAAUAUUAGUCUUGUAUUAAGAACUAUCCUUUAACUGUAUCAUUACUUGGGGCAAGGCCAACUAGUGUAAUAUAUUUACUGUAGACUAUCAUCUAAAAAUUAGAUAUGUUCAUAUCAGUAGAUGAGUGGGUGUUUGUUAUAUUGUACCACUGUGAAUGUGAUUAAAGAGACCGUACUCUA